GAGGCAUGAUUUCCUAUAAAUGAAAGGUAUGGAGUUGAACUUUGGAAUGAUUUUGUGAACGAAAAUGACUGAAGGCCUGAGAGAGGUCUGAGAGGCUAUGCAUUGUCCAUGGGGGAUUGCAGUCUGGUGUUGUACCUGGCAGGGUUUUAGGUUAGAGAUGCCGUGAAAAGAGCAGAGCUGGUGCAGGGAGCACUAAAGUAGGACGCAUGCCUUCAGAUCCGUUCACAGUCUCUGCAGGCUUCUUCCACUGGGACUUAAAGCCUGAGAACCUCCUCUGCAUGGGACCAGAACUUAUGAAGAUUGCAGACUUUGGGUUGGCCCAAGAAAUCCAAUCAAGACCUCCAUACACAGACUAUGUAUCUACUAGAUGGUAUAGGGCUCCAGAAGUGCUCCUGAGAUCCACCAACUACAGUUCCCCCAUUGAUGUCUGGGCUGUGGGCUGCAUCAUGGCAGAGGUGUACACCCUCCAGCCGCUCUUCCCUGGGGCCAGUGAAAUUGACACAAUUUUCAAAAUUUGCCAAGUGUUGGGAACACCAAAAAAGACUGACUGGCCUGAAGGCUACCAUCUAUCAAGUGCUAUGAACUUCCUUUGGCCCCAGUGCAUUCCUAAUAACUUAAAGACCUUGAUUCCAGAUCCUAGCAGUGAAGCAAUUCAGCUCCUGAGAGACAUGCUUCAGUGGGAUCCCAAGAAACGACCAACGGCUAGUCAGGAACUUCGGUACCCUUACUUCCAGGUUGGACACCCACUGGGCAGUACCACACAGAACCUUCAGGAUUCAGGAAAGCCAGAGAAAGACGUCCUGAGAAAGGCAGGCCCACCUCCUCAUACCAAGCCAGCCCCUCCUGCCCAGCCCCCAACCAAGAUACUUACACUGGUAUCUUCAUGACCACAUCAAAGCAGUCAGUCUCCUCCACAUCUUGUGUACCCCUAUAAAGCUGAAGCUUCCAAGGCAGAUCAGCUGACCCAUCUUCAGGAGGACAAGCCAAGCCCACUCUUCCCAUCCCUCCACAACAGGAAUCCUCAGCCCAAAAUCCUAGCUGGCCCGGAACACAAAAAUCGUGAGACCAAGCCAAAGAGUAGGAGAAGGUGGGGUCUAAUUUCCUGGUCAAUGAGGGGGUCUGAUGAUUGGGCUGAUUUAGAUGACUUGGACUUCAGUCCAGCCCUGACCAGGAUAGAUGUGAAAACCAAGAAGAGACAGAGCGAUGACACUCUCCUCAGGCAAGUGCACUGCUUGUGCCUGCAGCAGACUGAAUCUGGGUGCAGGUCCUCUGCACCUAUCUGGGCGUUCCACACCUCUGUCCUGAAAUUCUCUUGA
Molecule: messenger RNA, 1316 nt
Organism: Nannospalax galili (Upper Galilee mountains blind mole rat)
Lineage: Eukaryota; Metazoa; Chordata; Mammalia; Rodentia; Spalacidae
Product: serine/threonine-protein kinase ICK-like
Exons: 5
Biological process (GO): cilium assembly; intracellular signal transduction; intraciliary transport
Cellular component (GO): cytoplasm; cilium; nucleus
Molecular function (GO): protein serine/threonine kinase activity; ATP binding
Source: RefSeq, a predicted model, not a curated record